UUCCCCCAUCCGUUUGACGUGUCAAGAUGGCGGACCGUCAGAGAAGUGAUCUUCAUUCAAAGCCUUCCAACCCUCGUCCUUCUCCUCAAGGAAUAUCGCUUGCAAACCUGUCUGAGCCUUUAAACUUUGGUCCAUCUCUAGUACCAACUAUACAGCCAGUAGGAGCGCCGAAAACCCCAUCCACGUCUGCUCAGCAAACUCCGAGUUCAACGUCCACCAAGUCGAACACUAGUGGAUUGUUUCCAUUGGAUCAUGAUGCUGAGGCUGACAGUUUUUUGGGUCAGCAGCCUUUCCCUCCACAGAGGACUCCAGCCACAUCUUCCUUCCAAGGUUUCAGCACUCCCCACCAGUCUAAGUUGAGUCCACUAGCUAUGUCCUCCUUUGCAUCGUCCACUCCACAGCAAUCAACACRGGCUGGUCCUAAACACUUUACGAUGGCUAGCAGUGGCCAAGAUGUCGAUCAUUUCUUAGCUCCUUCAACACAAACAACUUCAACGUUCAGUACACCAUCAUCAUACAGUUCUCAACCUCAUUUCUCAUCACAACAUGCAGGGAAAACUCCUUCCCAGCAAACCAGUGUAUUCACUUCACAGACAUCUGGAAUACCUCAAGGGUCUCCUUUUGGACCCUCACAUUUGCCACCGAGAAGAGUAUACCCAAAAGUAAACCAAGAAAUUGGGUAUUCUACAGGACCUCAAUCAAUACCUUCUCAGCUUCCAUCUCAGAUUAAUCCGUCUAUGCAAAGUAAUCCGGCUUCUACUCAGUUUCCUGCUCAAUCAUUAUAUACACAGGGAUCCCAACCAACAAAUUCACCUGCUAUGAUGCCACAAGACAAUUCUCAAACUCCAUUCAUGCCCAGUAAUCCUCAACCUCCCCCUCAGAUGUACCUACCGCCACAGGGUACCCAACAGUAUGGAGCAACACAGUUCCCUCAGCAAGCAAACCAAGCACCAAUACUUCCUGUUGAACAACAGUUUUCACCUUCAUCAUCAGAAGGGGUUGUCCCUACGGCUUUAAUAGCACCAGUUCAACCACAUUGGUUUUACUUGAAGGAAAAUAGAGCAUGGAUGCCCUUUUCCUACAUAGAUUCUGAUUGCCUAGAGCAUGUUUAUAGAUUACCAGGUACUGGUGAAGACAGGAUUGUUCCUACUGAUGGUGGAAGAUAUGAUGUGAAUCUAGAGAAGAGAACCAGAGAGUCCGUCUACUGGGAGGAACCAGCCACUGUGGUUAGAAGAUGUACUUGGUUUUAUAAGGGAGAAGGAGGGACCAAAUUGGUCCCUUACGAAGAAGAUUUGGCUGAACGAUUUGAGAAUGAGUUCCAGGUAGCAGUGCGUGAAAAUCUGUGGCCAAAAAGAGUUGAACUCCAAGAUGGGGAAUAUGUCAUACUGCAUAAUACAAAUGUUAUGGUGCACUUUCAAUCUGGUGAGGUUAAUGAAUGGAGUGGUGAAGACAUCAGGACUAGACCAAAAGUCGUAAGGAGAGGAGCCUUUGAUAUAGAAGAUAUGAUUGAGGAUGGUGAGCCAGCACAGAUAGACCAUCUAGUAUUUGUAAUCCAUGGGAUUGGACCUAUAGCUGACUUAAGGUUUAGAAAUAUUGUAGAAUGUGUUGAUGAUCUUCGUAUGGUCACUCUGUCCAUGUUAAAUGAACAUCAUGAAGAAUUAGCCAAAGGGCGUCUGAUUGGUCGCAUAGAGUAUCUUCCUGUUCAGUGGCAUUCAAAGUUACACAAUGAUUCAACUGGAGUUGACCAGAAAUUGCAUUCUAUAUCUUUACCAAGCAUCACCAGGCUACGAGAAUUCACAAACAGUACUUUACUUGACAUAUUGUUUUAUACAAGUCCAACUUACUGCCAGACUAUUGUGGAUACAGUUGGUUCAGAGAUGAAGAGACUUCUUGAUCUUUUCAGAAAAAGAAAUCCUUCAUUCAAGGGAGAUGUUUCUGUCUGUGGACACAGCCUUGGUUCAAGUAUUAUGUUUGAUAUUCUGUAUCAUCAGAAAGACCAAUCCAAUCCAGAUGUUAAAUCUAAACCUAGCUCAGACAGGACAAGUAGUCCCCAACCAACUACAGCUGAAGAACUAGACAAAUCUGAUGAAGAGGAUAAUACUGAUGCCAGUCCUACCCUGUCUGAAGUAUUAAACCAGUUGGGAUUAAAUGAGUAUAAGACAGCCUUUGAAAAAGAGAAAAUUGAUAUGGAAACAUUACUGUCAUUCAGUGAGUCUGAUAUCAAAGAGAUUGGCCUGCCUAUGGGUCCACGGAAGAAAAUCAUGGGAUACAUUAAACAACAUACAAUAUUACAGGAUAAACGAAGACAAGAGAAAUCUGAUAGAGCUAAAGCAAGGGCUGAAGCUAGGGCUAUCAAAGCCUUGGAAAAGUCUCAAGACAAGGAAGAUAACCUAUCCAGUAGUUCUGCCGAAUCACUUGCAGCAGUUGAAAGUGUUGAGGUCCUGUAUCACCAGGGAAUGGCAGGAACUGGUCAACCCUUUGUCAAUUAUCCACAGUUAAACUUUAAACCAUUUGCUAUGUUUGCCUUGGGGUCUCCUAUCGGCAUGUUUAUGACUGUUAGGGGUGUGGAUCAGGUUGGACCAGACUAUCAACUGCCAACAUGUCCAAGAUUCUAUAAUAUUUUUCAUCCAUUUGAUCCAGUGGCUUUCAAGAUAGAACCCAUAGUAGAUCCAACAUUUGCAAUACCUCCAGUUAUGUUACCACACCACAAAGGUAGAAAACGGAUGCAUCUAGAGUUACGGGAUAAUCUAAGUCGUUUUGGGGCCAAUCUCAAAGCCAGUCUUAUGGAAUCUGUACGCAUGACAUGGGAAUCAAUCAAUGAGUUUGCCAAAGCUCACACUAGUCCAAGUGGUUAUGUCAGUACAGAGUCUGAAACAGAACCACCUCCCACACCUUCCUCCACAACAAGUGAUUCAUCAGAAGAUGAAAGGGCUCGCCAUGAAUUGACUAUCAAAAUAGGCCAAAUGAAUGGUGGUAACAGAAUAGACUAUGUUCUACAAGAAAAACCGAUUGAAAGCCUUAAUGAGUAUUUGUUUGCUCUUGGCAGUCAUGUUUGUUACUGGCUAUCAGAGGACACAGCUCUUUUCAUGUUAAGAGAGAUAUACAAUCAAGGAUAUGCAUCUGAAAUGCAAUGAGAGAAAAAAAUGACUUCAUGUGCACGUUAUACGCAACACGAUAUAUAAGUAAUAUUAUGCUGAAAGACCCUGUUGUAAAGGAUUGCCCAAGAGGUCAUCAUGCUCGUUUGACUUGGACUCCAAGCUUACAAAACAAAAUGGCAUUUCAAUUCAAAAUACAUGCAAGACAAAAUUAUGUGGAAUUCUUUUGCAUAUCUGGUUUACAGCUGCAGUAAUAUAAUGAAUGUAUGCAACUUUUAGUUCCCAAGUGACAACAUUGGGCAUUCAAUUCAAAUUUAGGAAAUGAUGCUGGUGCAACAUGAGGAGUUAAAAGGCUCUUUGGACAAAAGGGAAGAAAGGGGAUGGGAAGCUGAUGCAAAAUCACAGUAUUCACCACAAAAAUACGUACAGAUGAAAAGCUACAAUAAACUUUUCCUGUCUUUUCAAAAUAAAAUUUAUAUCAAGAGGCAAAAUAUAUAUGGUCCUAAUUUGACAGAAGUCCCUUUCCCAGUUCCCUGCGCUAUCUUGAAAGGUAGCCAUGCCUUUGCAUCAAAGCAAGAUGAAUCGUGAGCUCGUAACAAGACAUGUGAGUAUUUGUCCAACGUGUUAAAAAAGGUCACUAUCAUUGUAAGCUAACUGUUCAUCUCGCUUCAAUGGAAAGGCAUUGCUACCUUUCAAGAUGGCGCAGGGAACUGUGAAAUGCAAUAUUGUAAUGAGUUUUUUAGCUACAAAUAGCAUUUUAAACAUGUAUUAUAUAGCACUGAGAAAUUAGUUCUCACAAAUAAAAAUGAUUAAAGAAUUGUCUUCUAGCAUAAUUGUCAUUAAGUAGCCUAAGGCAAGAAAAGUAGAUGUUGCAUGACAAUGAAAAAAUCACUGUUACACUGCUGCAUUAAAGAAUUCAUGCUCUAUUA
Molecule: messenger RNA, 4024 nt
Organism: Actinia tenebrosa (Australian red waratah sea anemone)
Lineage: Eukaryota; Metazoa; Cnidaria; Anthozoa; Actiniaria; Actiniidae
Product: triacylglycerol hydrolase DDHD2
Cellular component (GO): cytoplasm
Molecular function (GO): glycerophospholipase activity; protein binding; metal ion binding
Source: RefSeq, a predicted model, not a curated record